AUGCAGAUUUACAAUGCCUUAUGCCCACAAACCUCCCUUCCUAAGCCCCGUCGCGUCGGCCUCCGUACCCUCUACGACCCCUCCAAGCCGCCCUCUGCCAACACAGUUUUAGACGCGGGCGCACUUGUUCUAUACUUCCCAGCACCGAAGACCGUCACGGGCGAAGAAAUUAUCGAGUUCCACAUCCAUGGUGGGCCCGCGAUCGUCAAGGCCGUUCUCGCCGCCAUCGCGCGCACUAAUGGAUCGGAGACCGUCGUGCGUUACGCUGAGCCGGGCGAGUUUACACGGCGUGCUUUCAUGAACGACCGACUUGGGUUACCUCAGAUCGAAGCUUUAGGAGAUACAUUAUCUGCUGAUACUGAGCAGCAGCGACGCCUAGCAGUGCGCGGCUCUAGCGACGCGCUACUUAACCGUUAUGAGCUUUGGCGGCAACAAUUGCUUUAUGCGCGUGGCGAACUAGAGGCCCUGAUUGAUUUCUCUGAAGAUCAACACUUUGAUGAGUCAACCGAAGAGCUGGUUUCCUCGGUUUCUACACAGGCGAAGACACUUCAGAUGCAAAUUGGGCUUCAUAUCCAGAAUGCGUCCAAGGGAGAAUUGCUCCGUAAUGGCAUUCGUGUUGCCCUGCUGGGUGCCCCGAAUGCGGGGAAAAGCUCUUUAUUAAACCGAAUUGUUGGCAAGGAGGCUGCUAUCGUCAGUACCGAGGAAGGUACUACUCGUGAUAUCGUUGAUGUUGGCGUUGACCUGGGAGGAUGGUACUGUAAACUCGGUGACAUGGCUGGCAUACGCGCAGAGCGCAGAGACUCGGGAUCCAAUGACUCCGUUGUAAUUGGAGCCGUGGAGAAAGAAGGAAUUCGUCGCGCAAGGGCUCGAGCUUUGGAGUCCGACGUUGUUGUGGUUGUGCUUUCUCUUGAAGACGCUACAGGCGGUCCUGUUCUAUUCGUAGAACCCGAGGUAGUUGAUGCAGUCAAUGAUUGCAUCCACGCUGGAAAGCAUCUUGUCAUCGCGAUUAACAAAUGCGACAGGCUUUCACCUCACAGAAGUGAAGGCCCGUCGUCACAAGGCAUGGCAGAUACUGUUCGCGCCUUCUUCCCUAGCGUCUCUCUUAGUCGAGUUUUCGCCAUAUCGUGUGAACAAGCCGAAACCGGGACUUCAUCUGCAGAGCUUAGUGAUCCCGGUCAUCUUCAGCGCUUCUUAAACGGCUUGAUCUCGACCUUUGAGGAGAUUGCUUCACCAUUGACUCUCGCAGGAGAACAGCACUCCCACUAUGAUACGUCAUAUUGGGAAGAUUCACUUGGUGUAACCCAUCGGCAAAGUUCAAAUUUACAACAGUGUUUGGAACAUCUUGACAAUUUCAUUUCGCAAACGACUACAUCUACUGUUAACGAUGCAGGAUCUUCCUCCAGAAACACUAUUGACUCUGUAGAAUCCGAAAUUGACAUUGUGACCGCUGCCGAACACCUACGGUUUGCGGCAGAUAUGCUGGCUAAAAUCACUGGAAAGGGCGAAAGUGGUGACGUCGAGGAUGUGUUGGGUGUUGUCUUUGAAAAGUGA
Molecule: messenger RNA, 1551 nt
Organism: Penicillium angulare
Lineage: Eukaryota; Fungi; Ascomycota; Eurotiomycetes; Eurotiales; Aspergillaceae
Product: tRNA modification GTPase
Exons: 1
Coding region: 1-1551 (516 amino acids)
Biological process (GO): tRNA methylation; tRNA wobble uridine modification
Cellular component (GO): mitochondrion; cytoplasm
Molecular function (GO): protein binding; GTP binding
Source: RefSeq, a predicted model, not a curated record